CUACUAUGGAACAGCCUAGUCACCAUAGCAACCAGUCAGUUGACCAAUCAGAGCGCUCUAAACGAGCCUCCUCCCCUCAAUCUGACCAUGCUUCCACCCCUCAUCAUGAUGAAUCUGGUCAGAGCUCUGAGUAUGACAGUGAUUUGGAAGAUGCUCUCUCUCCUGGCAGACCUGCGCAGCAAACUCCACAAGUGGCAGGAUAUUCUACUCCAGCCAGUGGGAGCUCAAAGCAACAAAAUGCAAAUCAAGCUGCUACAACAAACAAGCCUGCUACUCAAAACAAUGUGACCCAAAGCAAGCCUAGCACAAAUCAAGCGGACCAGGAAGACGAUGAAGAUUCACUUUGGGAUUCGGAUGAUGACGCGUUGCCAAGCACUGACCAACCAAAUGUUGCCCAGGCGUUGUCUGCUACACCUUUCAAAUCUCCUUUAAUGAAGAGUGUCCUAGAUGACCUUGACACUGAAACUGAAACUGAAAGUGAAUGGGAGGUUGAAAAUAAACUUGAACAGGAGAAGAAGAGACAACAAGAAUGGCAGAAAGAGGAACAAAGAAAGAAAGAUCAGUUGAAGAAAGAAGCUGAAGAGGAACUCAGACGUGAACAAGAAGAACAAAUAAGACAGCAAAAAGAGGAGGAAGAACAAGAAAAGAGAGAAAAGGAAGAACAAAGAAAGAAGGAAGAACAAAGAAAGAAAGAAGAGGAAGAGCAAAUACGGAAAAGAGCUGAGGAGGAGUUGAAGAGAGAAAAGGAGGAGUCAGAGAGGAGGAGGAAAGAGGAAGAGGCAAGGGAAGAGACGAAGAGUCGUAAAGAGAAGGAGGAACGUGAGAAAGAAAGACUGGAGUUUGAGAAGAAGAGGAAGGCUCUGGAAGAACAGAGACUAGAGAGAGAGAGGAGAGCUGAGGAGCUGAAGAAACAGAGAGAGCAAGAAGAGAAAGAGAGAAAGGAAAAGCAAGAACAAGAGAGAAAAAACCGUGAACAAAAGGAAAAAGAGCAAAAUGAAUUACUUGAGAAAAUGAAACAAGAGAAUGAAAAACGUGAAGAGGAGGAACAGAGAUUAUUGAAAGAAAAGCAAAGAAUGGAAACUGAUCAGCGUCAGAAACUUCAGGAGCAGCGAGAACGGGUGGUAGAGCAGAAAAUUCAGAAGGAGCGUGAACAGAGGGAGAAGUUCCAAGCAGAGCAGAGGAGAUUACAAGAGGAGCAAACAAAACAGGAAGAAAAGCAGAAAAAGGCGGAGAUAGAGAGAUUAAAACUUGAGCGGGAGAGGAGAGAGAAGGGACAAAUGGAGGAAAUACACAAGGAGGAAGCAAAUAAACUGAAACAGCUGAAUGAUGAUGCGGCGGAGCGUAAACGCCAGGCCACAAUUAGGCGGGAAAAAGCUGAACGUGAGUUGGAGGAAGUUAGAAUGCGUAAUCGUCGCACAAGCCUCAGUAUGAGCAGUUUAGAUGACUCUAGCAUGGGUGGAACUGGUGAUUUGAAUCAUAAUGACAGGCUAAACAUGUCCGCUCCAUACUCUAGUAAUGUAUUUGUAAAUGGUGGAGUCCCGAAUGGAUCCAAUGACGUGAAUG
This is a messenger RNA of Owenia fusiformis, 1563 nucleotides long. NCBI's taxonomy places the organism in Eukaryota, Metazoa, Annelida, Polychaeta, Sabellida, Oweniidae. The record is from the annotation of a GenBank genome assembly.